This is a messenger RNA of Rhododendron vialii, 2691 nucleotides long. Its product is annotated as MDIS1-interacting receptor like kinase 2-like. Bases 167 to 2530 code for a protein of 787 amino acids. The transcript is spliced from 2 exons. Gene Ontology annotation, cellular component: plasma membrane. The record is from RefSeq and is a predicted model, not a curated record. NCBI's taxonomy places the organism in Eukaryota, Viridiplantae, Streptophyta, Magnoliopsida, Ericales, Ericaceae. Gene Ontology annotation, molecular function: protein kinase activity; protein binding; ATP binding. Gene Ontology annotation, biological process: hormone-mediated signaling pathway; protein phosphorylation.
AAGCUGUCAUUCGAAACGUGCCUAUCAAGUCCGACUUGUCUCAAUCAAACUAAUUUUUGACGACAUAUUCUUCUUUGCAAUUGUUCUACGACUUGUCUCGAUCAAAUCAUUGUUCUCUGCAUCCAUUCGUCAAUAUUUUGCUUCUACAAUAACCACGCAUUAAAUUAUGGGUAAUAAUACCAUAUCCUCAUCCGUUUAUUCUGUUAUGCUCCUAGCAAUAAGCAUGGCAACUUUAUUUCCAGUUCCAUCAUCCGCAAAAUUAUCAUCGUCGUCGUCGAUUUCAUCUUCGGCAGAGGCGAAAGCUAUGCUGAAUAGUGGUUGGUGGGGAAACUUUUCUUCAAAAAAUCCUUGCUACUUGGAUGGCAUCAAAUGCAAUAAAGCAGGAAGUAUCAUUCGGAUGGAAGUUCAAUACAAUUCAUACCGAGAUCGAAGGCUUGCAGACAUGAAUUGGUCUUCCUUGCCAAAUCUUGAAUAUCUUAAUCUCAGUCGGUCUGGCUUUAUUGGGGGAAUUCCGGGUGAAAUUGGUAUUCUCUCAAAGCUCACCCACCUUGACCUUUAUUUAAAUCCUGAUCUUCAAGGUGUUCUACCUCCUUCCCUGGGAAACCUGACCCGAUUAGUCCACCUGGACUUAGAGGAGACGAAUAUCGAAGGUCCAAUCCCUUCAUCUAUUGGAAAUCUAAGUGCUCUUGCCUAUUUGUCUCUCUAUUCCAAUCAACUCAGUGGCUGCAUCCCUCAAGAAAUAUGGAACCUAAAGAAUUUGAAGGUAAUGGAUAUGGGUACCAACAUCUUUAAUGGUUCAAUCCCCUCAUCUAUUGGUCAUUUAUCCAAUCUGACCUAUUUGUAUCUCGAUUCAAAUCAACUCAGCGGUCCCAUCCCUCGUGAAAUAGGUAAGCUGAAGUAUUUGGUAAAGUUGCAUAUUUCUCUUAACAACCUUGAUGGUCCAAUCCCAUCAUCUAUUGGAAAUUUAAGUUCUCUUACCCAUUUGUUUCUCAAUUCAAAUCAACUCCGCAGCUCAAUCCCACUAGAAAUAGGCAACCUAGCAAAUUUGGUGGCGAUGAAUUUGAGUUUCAACAUCCUUAAUGGUCCUAUCCCGUAUAUCAUUUCUGAAUUGAAGAACCUGAAGGUUUUGCAGCUCUCUGAUAAUUUGCUUAGUGGGCAUAUACCAAUGCAGAUAGGAGGACUCUGCAGUUUGGAGUAUUUGAGUUUACGUAGAAAUGACUUAAUUGGAGCCAUACCCAGUGGGCUUACAUAUUUGCCACAACUGCAGCACUUGGAUCUCUCCCACAAUAAUCUCUCUGGAAAAAUCCCUGUUUGUCUUUGUUUAUUAACAACUCUCAACUUGUCAUACAACCGUCUCGAGGGUCAAAUCCCAUAUAGAUCUCGAAAUGAUUGUUCUGAGGUUUGCUAUCUUGGCAAAUAUUCCUCCAAUUGUUUAACCUACAAGGUCAAGAAAGAAAAGAGAACAAUGAUACUCACUCUUGUCGUUCCCCUCCUUAGCACGAUUUUUCUUUCCUUUCUGGGGAUUCUUGUGUGCUUUUGUUUCUGUAAGCGCCAAAAAAUCCAAAGAGAGGCAAGAGCAAUGAAUCACGGGGAUAUUUGCUCCAUAUGGAAUUACGAUGGAAGAAUUGCAUAUGAAGACAUCAUCAAAGCAACAAAUGACUUCGACAUCAAAUAUUGCAUUGGAACAGGCGGAUAUGGCAGUGUGUACAGAGCUCAGUUGCCAAGUGGAAAAGUAGUUGCCUUGAAGAAACUUCAUCGGUUGGAAGCAGAAGACCCUGCAUUCGACCAUUCUUUCAGAAAUGAGGUCCAAAUGUUGACAAAUGUACGACACAAAAACAUUGUGAAGCUUUACGGAUUUUGUUUGCACAACAGAUGCAUGUUCUUGGUGUACGAGUAUAUGGAAAAAGGAAGUUUAUUUUGUGGCUUGCGAUUCGAUGUCGAAGCUUGUGAAAUUGGAUGGACCCAAAGGAUAAACAUCGUUGAAGGAAUGGCACAUGCUUUAUCCUACUUGCAUCAUGAUUGCACCCCUCCAAUUGUACAUCGAGACAUAUCGAGCAACAACAUUCUUUUGAACUCUCAACAGGAGGCUUUCGUCGCCGACUUCGGAACUGCGAGACUGUUGAAUCCUGAUUCAUCCAACCAAACCGUAAUUGCUGGCACUUAUGGAUAUAUUGCACCAGAACUUGCUUAUACCAUGGUUGUGACUGAAAAGUGUGAUGUUUAUAGUUUUGGAGUGGUGGCACUAGAAACCAUUAUGGGAAGGCAUCCGGGAGACUUUAUAUCAUCAUUGAUGUCACCUCUUAGUGAAAACAUGAUGAUAAUUGAUGUCUUAGAUCCUCGCCUUCCGGUACCUACGAAUCCUAUGGUUGCCGGGGACAUUGUUCUAGUUGCUACAAUGGCAUUUGCAUGUUUACAUCCUGAGCCCAGAUCUCGACCAACAAUGCUACGCCUGUCUCAAGAGUUUCUUUCUCGUAGGAAGGCUCUAGCUUCACCCUUCGUACAGUUUCACUACUGCAGCUUCGGAACAUGAACUAUGUCCAACUUUCGAAUGAAGUGAUCAGUGCCCAAGUUUGAAAAGAGUCUCGAUUACUUUUGAGGCCUCGGUUGUUAUGACCAUUACAUAUGUAUCUUCUUUAUUUUUUUGCACCAUUCAUGAAUAGAGAAACACUCUCAGCUCGUAUUUUUUAUGAA